Messenger RNA from Psammomys obesus (fat sand rat), 2142 nucleotides. RefSeq names its product autophagy related 4A cysteine peptidase (gene Atg4a). The record is from RefSeq and is a predicted model, not a curated record. Lineage: Eukaryota; Metazoa; Chordata; Mammalia; Rodentia; Muridae. The transcript has 13 exons. Gene Ontology annotation, molecular function: protein-phosphatidylethanolamide deconjugating activity. Bases 27 to 1229 code for a protein of 400 amino acids.
GGAUUCUGCCACAGCAGCGGCUACACAUGACACCAUGCAGAGUUAUGUCCAAGUAUGAAAACCAGAUUACUCUUUUCACUGACUACCUAGAAGAAUUCCCGGAUACUGACGAGCUGGUAUGGAUCCUGGGGAAGCAGCAUCUUCUUAAGAUGGAAAAAUCUAAGCUGUUGUCUGAUAUAAGUGCUCGUCUAUGGUUUACAUACAGAAGGAAAUUUUCACCGAUUGGGGGAACAGGCCCUUCAUCUGAUGCUGGAUGGGGAUGUAUGCUGCGCUGUGGGCAGAUGAUGCUGGCUCAAGCCCUCAUCUGUAAACACUUGGGAAGGGAUUGGAACUGGGAAAAACAAAAAGAACAACCCAAAGAAUACCAAAGGAUUCUGCAGUGUUUCCUGGAUAGAAAAGACUGCUGCUAUUCGAUCCAUCAGAUGGCACAAAUGGGUGUAGGAGAAGGGAAAUCAAUUGGCGAAUGGUUUGGACCAAAUACAGUUGCACAGGUGAUAAAAAAACUCGCUUUAUUUGAUGAAUGGAAUUCCUUGGCUGUUUAUGUUUCAAUGGAUAACACAGUGGUCAUUGAAGAUAUCAAGAAAAUGUGCUAUGUUCUUCCUAUGGGUGCUGACAAAGCAGAAGAGAGCCUUCCUGAUUCUGUGACUGGUUGCAGUCAGAGUAAAGGCAUGUCUGCCACGUCCCCAGCCUGGAAACCCCUGCUGCUCAUUGUGCCCCUUCGCCUGGGCAUAAACCAAAUCAAUCCUGUGUACAUUGAAGCAUUCAAAGAGUGUUUUAAGAUGCCACAGUCAUUAGGGGCUUUAGGAGGAAAACCAAAUAACGCCUAUUAUUUCAUAGGAUUCUUAGGUGAUGAGCUGAUUUUCUUGGACCCUCACACAACCCAAACCUUUGUUGACACUGAAGAGAAUGGAACAGUAGACGACCAGACUUUCCAUUGUCUCCAGUCUCCACAGUGGAUGAGUAUCCUGAACUUGGAUCCUUCUGUGGCCUUGGGAUUUUUCUGCAAAGAAGAGAAAGACUUUGAUAACUGGUGUAGCCUUGUUCAGAAGGAAAUUCUAAAGGAGAAUUUGAGGAUGUUUGAAUUAGUUCAGAAACACCCAUCACACUGGCCUCCCUUUGUGCCACCAGCCAAGCCAGAAGUGACAACCACAGGGGCAGAAUUCAUAGACUCUACUGAACAACUGGAGGACUUUGACCUGGAGGAAGAUUUUGAAAUUCUGAGUGUGUAGGAUAGUGAGAACUUCUGCCUUCCAUCUGGCACCACAAAAACAUGAACUUGUUACAUUAAACUUUUUUGGUCAGCAAGUGCCUGAUAUGCCAACAGCAUCAAAACUCAAUAGCAAUUAUGACUGAGCCAAUUAUGAUUUUUCAGAAAUGAAACAAAAUAGGAAAUCAAUGACACCAACCUGUCUCUGAAAAGAAAGAGAAAAAAAUCAUGGAAUCUAGGAAGAAAAAGAUUUGGAAUCCAUUGCUUCCCAGUUUGUCUUGCAUGGUGACAGCAAGUCUUCAGCAGCUCAAAUGAGGGCAUUUGGAAUACAGAUCACAACUCCCAUCUUGAUGCAAGUACCAGCAAGAUGAGAAAUGGUUAUAGUGUUCUUCUUCACUCUUUUACAUGUGACCUCUUUGGGGCUAAAUACUAAGAAGAACUCUGUUCCCUUGCUCAAAUAAUAAAAUAAAUGAAUCAGGGAGAAAUACUCUUGUUAAAUUAUUUGAAUAUGUAGUUUACCUAAUUAUAAUUUUUAUCAAAAAAUCUGUCAAACAAAUAAUGUCAAAGUGCACCUCUUGCCUUCCUGUUUGAAGAAACAUAUUCAAUAGGUUACAGUCUCCAUCCUUAGUGAUCCUUUCACUAGAUGUCACCACAUCCUUAAAUCAAACCAUGAUCACUUGAAGCAGAGGUCAGCAAACUUUUUCUGUAAAGGAGUAGGUAGAUAGUAUUUUAGGCUUUGUAGGCCAGGUGGCCUUUGUUGUAACUAUUCUGUGCUAUAAAAGCAGCCCUGGACAAUAUGUAUGUAAGUGAGCAUGGCUAUAAUGUAAUACAACUUGAUUUAUGAAAGCAAGUGGAGGGCUGGAUAUGGUCUUACCAAUUGCUCACUUACGGCAUUGAUAUUUUUGUUUGUUUGAAGGAUUAAAUAAAUUGUUUGA